AUGCAGCAGCAACUGAUAAUCGCCCUUUUGGGCAUUUCUUUGCUGUCAUUCACAAAUGCCUUAGACACUACAAGCUUCGUCACAUCCACCUCAACAGUACCGUCUGUAGACAACCAAGAUGAAAGCGACAAGCAAAGAGAGCCUGUUCUUCCAAAAAUAUACGAGAUGAGGGUAGACACAAACGUUUCUAAUAGAUUUGCCAAGAGCCAGGUCACUAGUAAAGUAAGAAAUUUAGACAAGCAUGCGCAAGAGGCAACUUUUUCAGUUGUUAUACCAGAACAAGCGUACAUUUCUGGAUUCACCAUGGAGAUUGAUGGAAAACAAUAUGAGGCUUACAUCCAGGAGAAGGAGGAAGCCAAAAAUACAUACAAGAAUGCUGUAGCUAGUGGUCAAUCUGCUGGACAUGUAGCAGUGAAUGCAAGAGAUUCCAAUAGAUUUACCGUAUCUGUCAAUGUAGAACCACAGCAAAAAGCCACCUUUUAUCUGAGAUACGAGGAAUUAUUGGCUAGACAGAAUGAAAAAUACGAAAUCGUCAUCAACAUUCAUCCAGGGCAGCCUGUGAAACAACUAGACGUGCAAGUCAAUAUUGAAGAAACUAGGCCACUCAAAUUCGUGAAGGCUCCGCCAUUGAGGUCAGGAAACGAAGUCGCCAAGAACGAAGAGAAAUUGAAUCCGAACGCUGAAGUGACUUUGUUGAAUAAGACUUCAGCAAUAGUCAAAUUCAGUCCAAAUGUGGAAAAACAAAAGGAAUAUGCCAGUGGAUUAGGAACUGACCAGAAGAACGGUUUGGCUGGACAAUUCAUCGUGGAAUAUGACGUAGAAAGAGACCCACAAGGAGGAGAGGUUCUUGUCGAUGGAGGAUACUUUGUCCAUUUCUUCGCUCCAAGCGAUCUGCCCCCACUUCCCAAACAAGUGGUGUUUGUUCUUGAUACCAGUGGUAGUAUGGAAGGUAUAAGAGUAACGCAGCUGAAAGAAGCAAUGCGUAGUAUUCUAUCAGAACUAAAGCCAGAAGAUAUUUUCAACAUCGUAGAAUUUGGAUCCAUUGUCAAAGUAUGGAACGUGGAAAAAGUUGCGGUGCAGUAUGAAUCGGGAACUUCUUAUUGGGGCUAUCCUGAUGAAGAAGAAGAACCUGUUUUCAAAAACCGAACGGAACAACCUUUACCUCCUGCAUACCCUGCGACAGAAGAAAACCUGAAGAAAGCCGAAAAAGUGGUGCAAAAAUUGAAAGCCUUCGGAGGCACUGACAUCAACGAAGGUUUGAAAACGGCACUAACCCUCAUUGACAAGAACCAUCUUGAAGACAAAAAACAUCAACCUCUAAUCGUUUUCCUGACUGACGGUGAAGCAACAGUAGGAGAGGUCGACAAUGACAAAAUCAUAAGGACAAUCACCGAAUUGAACGGGGGCAGGACCCCCAUAUUCUCCCUGUCUUUCGGAGAUGGUGCCGACAGAAGCUUCUUGCAGAAAAUCUCUCUGAAGAAUCUAGGCUUCGCCAGACAUAUCUACGAGGCGGCGGACGCUUCUCUGCAGCUAGAGCAGUUCUACAAAGAGAUCUCUUCGCCCCUUCUGUCGAACGUAUCGUUCAAGUACGUCUCUAACGUUUCUGAGGUGACCAAGACCAAGUUUCCUAUUCUGUUCCACGGGUCCGAAUUGGUUGUUGCUGGACAUACAGAUGAGUUCAAAAACUUCUGUCCUGACUGCCCGGACCCCGGCUUCAAAGUGCCCAUCGUCGAAGGCUGGGGCGUCCACGGCCCCAUCCAGCUCACUCCAUCCAUCCACAGCUCCGUGGGGCCGCUGGAGCGCCUCUGGGCCUACCUCACGCUCAAGCAGAUCCUGCAGCAGCGCGAGGCGGCCGACAACAAGACGGGACCCACGCAGGAGGCCCUCCGGAUAGCCCUGAAGUACUCCUUCGUCAGCGAUGUGAGUUCGUUGGUGGUGGUCAAGCCGAAUGCCAGCCAUGCGGUGGAGACAGAGGACGCGUCCACUGAUAAACGUUAUCCAAUAAUAGCUAGUGGACUUCCUUUGAGUGCAGGUGGCCCAAGUAUCAGUUAUGCACAACUUGGUCAAGCUCAACCUAGCCCCUCUUUCGCUUUCGCUCCUGCAUACAGUGAGCCUGCCUUAUACGAGGAAUCAGAUUAUGACAAUGACCGAGUUUAUUCUGGAGCAGGUGGGUUCAUUGCAUCAACUACAGUGGGCCCCCGACUUGUGUCUAGUACCCAGGUUCCUCACAAUGCAACAGCAAAAAUAGAAGAAUCCUCAGAAGUGGAUAGGUUGAAGAAAAAUUUGCCUUGGAUUGCUAAUAUAUUGAAUGAAGAUGGAGAACUCAACCUUACAUCUGGGAAAUUCAUUCUGGGCUUGAACGAGACCAUUUCCGACCACCCUGUAUGCCCGAAAACGCCCUUGGACCAACCGGGAGAAUGCACGCUCAUCAACAGUUGCCCUCAGAUAUUCGACAAACUUACGAGUUUGCAAGUUUAUGAGCAAUAUUUCUGUGAUUUGAAGGGAUUUGCUGGGGUGUGUUGCCCGAAAGAAGAGAAACAAACAAACUGA
This is a messenger RNA of Phaedon cochleariae (mustard beetle), 2550 nucleotides long. NCBI's taxonomy places the organism in Eukaryota, Metazoa, Arthropoda, Insecta, Coleoptera, Chrysomelidae. The record is from the annotation of a GenBank genome assembly.